Messenger RNA from Chenopodium quinoa (quinoa), 1941 nucleotides. RefSeq names its product RNA polymerase-associated protein LEO1-like. The transcript has 3 exons. Bases 317 to 1633 code for a protein of 438 amino acids. The record is from RefSeq and is a predicted model, not a curated record. Lineage: Eukaryota; Viridiplantae; Streptophyta; Magnoliopsida; Caryophyllales; Amaranthaceae.
CUUUCAAUAACCUAAUAAAGUAACAUUGAAGAUAUAUAAAAAGAAGGUUUAUUGUACAACUCAGAAGCCCCCCAAAUUGCUUAUUCUAGCAAUUCCAUCUUUAUACUAUCCAAAAAGUUCCUAAUUUUCACAAAUUAAAGUGAACCAACCCAAGAAAAUUUCGAUCAAAUUUCCCAAUUCUUUUUACCCUAAAAAUUACCCAUCAUUAUCAUCGUCAUAUUCCCACAAAUUCCCAAUUUUUUUUUCAAGAUUCCCAGGAUUUUAUGCAAAUUUUCAAUUCCAUAGUAAUUAAUGCAAAAAACCCAUUAAUUUUUUAAUGUCUUGGCUUUCAAUUCCACUCCCAAACCCCUUCAAAUCCCUCCAAUUUUCCAAUGAUGAACAAGAUGAAGAAGAAGAAGAUGAACAAGAAGAACCCAGAAACGACGCCGUUUCUGGAGUGAAGGAGGAAUUCACGGCGAUCGGAGAAUCAAUUGGGCGGCAAUUUCGCGCCUUUAUUUCGCCGGAAACCUCGAAUUCCGGCGAAGGAGGGUCCCCUUCUUCUAGAACCUUCGAGGGUAUUCGAAGUGACUUGGAAGAAAUUAAGGGAACUUUCAAAUCUUCUCUCUCUAUCUUUUCCAGUAACAAAGCUGUUUCUGAAAUUUCUAAACUUGCUUCCAAUUUUCUUCAUAUAAAUGAUGAAGAAAAUAAUGUUAAUAAUAUGAUUAGUAAUGAUAGAAAUUAUAAUGAUGGUGAUGAUUAUGAAGAUGAUGAUGAUGAAGAAGAAGUUGCUGGUGUUAAUGAUGAAGUGAUUGAGUUUGCUCAACAGAUUUCUAAUCGCCCUGAACUUUGGACUGAAUUUCCUUUAUCACUUGAUCAUGAGUUUGAUAUGUCUGAAGCUCAGUAUGAGCAUGCCUCAACUGUUGAGCAGUUGGUUCCAAGUCUUGCUGAACUCAAAAGUCAGAUUAGUAGUGACAAAAGUGAGAAGCAGUUUUGGAUGAUAUAUUUUAUUUUGUUGCAUCCAAGGUUAAAUGAUGAGGACCUAGAGCUUCUAUCGACUCCUGAGAUUGUUGAAGCAAGAGAGACACUGCUGACAAUGCUUCAAGCUAAGAAGAGCAAGGAUAUUAAUUCUGAAAAUCCCCAAUUGGGUAGUUCUGACAACGAAGGUGACACACCAAUGAACAAUAGCCAAUCUGCUGAGGAUGUAACAUCGUCAGAGAAUUCAAACGCAUCAGAAAGUGUAAAAGGCACAGAAUCAGACAAGGACAAGAAGAUUCUAGAGGCAGAGGAUGGGAGCAGUUUUACUUUUAAUGAUCGUAAUGAAUCUGAUGCUAAGCCUGAUAAGUGGGAAGAAAAGGGAAAAUCUGUUACUACAGGAACUUCUGCAGCUGCUCCAAAGCAAUUUCAAAGUGAAGAUGAUGUCUCUUUCAGUGAUCUUGAAGAUGAUGAUAAUGAUCUCCCUAAUAGAAUAUCAAGCUCAGAGCCGUCACAGUCAAAGGGAACUUCAUCACCAGAAGGGUCCAAUGAAUGGGUUCGAUUGAAUAAAAAUGUGGAAGCCAGAGGUAGCGAGGUGAAAGGCCACUCAAGUUUGCGAGAUAGAGAUUCAGAGGGUGAGGAUUCGACUGGCUGGCUUACUGUUGAUGAUUUUGAUCCUUGAUAGUUUGGCCAAUGUUCUGUGGAUCCUUGUAAAGCCUUUAAAUUGUUUUCCCCCCUCUUUUCUUUCAUCAGUGCAGUUGUGGUAUUUGAGAAAUCUUGCUCUUAAGAUGAAAAAUGCCAUAUUUCCAUGUGACCAAUGUCUGUUAUUGCUGAUGGUUCUGCAUUGUUUUAUUUGCCUAAUUGCAUAUGGAUUAGCUGGUUACUUAAUAUGUUGGAGGUCGCCCAAAGUUUUCUGUCAAUUCUGCCAGAAAGAAUUUGUUCAUUCUUAUUCUUAAUUAUUAGAGCACCUGGGAGAUAUACCCCAUGUAA